AGAGUAGUAUAAUAGUCUAAACUCUAAUGUCAUUUUUGCUAGCAAACGGUUUCCUUUCAUCUUGUCCUCCUGGCUGCUCGUUUUCAAGUUCAAGCUUUUCGAAGUUAUUAAAAUAGUCACCAUAACAGUAACUUUUAUAAUGUGACUUAUUAUUUGUAGUUCUAUCUAAGGUCUAAUUUUAAGUACAAAUAAUUAAAAAAAAUGGAGACAUCAAAAAUAGAUUCGGAUUUACCUAAUAAAAUGGCACAUUUAGAUAUAAUGGAGAUAGGAGAAUCUUCUAAUGCCAAUGUAUCAGAGUCAAAAUCUAGAGUGUUAAGAAAACGCAAACAGUUAUCACCUGAAGUAAACAAACCCUCGAACCGUCGAGUUAAUAUGAAACCCCGAAAACAUAGUAUUGUAACAGAAAAUGCCAAUUCUAAACAAAUUGAGGCAUUAUAUCUUAAUAAGAAGGUGAAAUCCUUAUCACAGACAUUAGAAACUAUUUACGAAGAGCCUAAAACUAAUAAUGUGGACUCUAAUACCUUAAUAGGUGGAAGGAAAGUGAAAAGACUGGUGACAUUUCAAAUAGGUAACCAUUAUACAAAGGAGAAAAUAAAAAAACGCAGAGCCAAAAUCAAAAAGUUGUUGGGUAAUAAAUCAAUUCUGAAUAGAAAGAAAAUUCCGAUGAAUGUUUUCCUUAAAACUAUUGAAUGCUUGGAGUUAGAUGAAGUUGCACCU
Molecule: messenger RNA, 717 nt
Organism: Zerene cesonia (dogface butterfly)
Lineage: Eukaryota; Metazoa; Arthropoda; Insecta; Lepidoptera; Pieridae
Exons: 2
Source: RefSeq, a predicted model, not a curated record